This is a messenger RNA of Brassica oleracea var. oleracea, 2352 nucleotides long. RefSeq lists its product as uncharacterized. The transcript is spliced from 5 exons. The record is from RefSeq and is a predicted model, not a curated record. Bases 584 to 2110 code for a protein of 508 amino acids. NCBI's taxonomy places the organism in Eukaryota, Viridiplantae, Streptophyta, Magnoliopsida, Brassicales, Brassicaceae.
UAAAAACUGAGUAGUCCUCUCUUCUCUUAGAAAAGAGAAAGCGAGAGAGAGAGAGAGAGGCUGCUGUUUGUUCAUGAGUUUUCUUGUUCCAAGUAUUCCCAAAACACAGAGAGAGAGAGCAAAUAAAAAGAACAUUCGGCCUACCAGUCUCGUCUUCCCAUCGCAAAACCCUAAUUUCGCUUCUACAAACCCUAAUUGCAUCGUCAUCCUCUACUCCAAUCGCUCCCCGUCUUGUCUCUCGAAUUCGUUAUUUUUUUUUUCUUCUUCCAAAUUUGUCGUAGGUUUCUCUUCUCCCUCCUUGCCAUUGUUUCGUUUCGAGCGAUUUCAUCCAAAUAAUCUCGGUCUGGUGUUCGCACCCAUCGUGCUGUGUUGGGAUUAGGGUGAUUAACAUCGGGAGUGAUAGUCAUCAUAUACAGAGAUAAUUGCCCUAGUUGUUAGGGUGCCAUCACUGUGCUAGUCUCUUAUUGACAGUGAGUGAUGAUGAUCUUCUAGCAAUCUGAGAGAGAGAGGGUUUGGAACGAAUCAAUUGUUCGUUGUGGUGUUAGGUGAUUAGAGAUAGGAAGAGGAAUUGCAAAAUUGGUUGAUGGAGAAACGUGAACCCUCUUUGGUACCUGAAUGGCUGAGAAGUACAGGGAAUGGUUCUAGUGUUGGGAGUAAAAAUCACAUUCUUUCAUCGUCUGCUCGCUCAGAUUCUUCUUUGUUACUUAAUAAUAGCAAGAGUAGGACCAAAACCACCGAUGUUGAUUCACUUGGGUCUCCUUUUCUUGAUCGGUCUUGUUCCACCAAUUCCCGGAGGGGGUCUACAAAAAAUGCAUAUAGUAACUUCAAUGUUCAAAGGAGCAAUAGAGAUAAAGAUCGGAGCAGGGAGAGCUACGUAGACCACCCAUGGGACCAUGAUACUUGUUUCCCUUUCGGCACCUUUUUAAAUGAAGUUCAGUUAAGGCGAUCUAAUUCAAUGUCAGCAAGGAAACAGGACGACCCAGGGUUUUCUAUGGGUUUCAAAGAUGGUAGAAGCCUUUACAACAGAAAUGGUAUGCUUCCUCCUCCAAAGAGCUCUGAGAGGACUCAAGACGUUCUAAGAAUCUCGUCUCCUUGUCUAAGUCCUGCUGUUGGUGGUAACUCAGGCUUCACUCCUGGGGAACCUUGGACAUCCGCUCUGGCAGAGGUUCCCAUUGUUAUUGACAAGAGUGCUUCCGACCCCGUUGCUGCUAAUGUUGCUACCUUAACGGGACAGACUCGUAACAUGGCUGAAGCAUUGUUGCAGCCUCCUAGAACUGGUACACCUCCCCAGGAAUCUUCAAAGAUACAGAGACUUGAAGACCGAGCUCUUAAGCUAAUACCGGUUCUGCCUUCUACACCAAAGGGCUCAGUUCUGAGCUCUUCUGAUAAAUCCAAGACCAAACCAAUGGCUCGAAGUGGUGAAACUGGUCUUGCUUCGUUUAGAAACACCCACCUGCAAUCCUCUUUUCGGCUAGGUAAUCUUCCUUCUAAUUCUGGUAGUCAGAUCAAGCCUGAUACUACUAAGAAGAUGGUGGUUCUCAAACCUGCCGUCAAAGAAUCUCCAAGUCCACGUCCUACAAACAACAGCCUGGCUGCUGCUGCUAGCCAGAUGAUCGCUGCUCCAUCUGCACUAUCCACUACUUCUGCGCAAAGUACAAACAAUCCAAGGGAGCUCAAGGGAUCCUCGGUAAACAUGCCACCAGAAAAGAAGCUUUCCCUGGCUCAAACUCAGAGCAGGAAUGCAUUUUUCAGUGCUUUGAAGAACAAGACAUCUACAAACAUCUCAACAAGCUCUUGCACCAUCUCUAAGGAGCUUGUAGCUAGUGACCCUUCAAGUGUAGAAAGAGAUGACAUGGUCAUGGAAAGGGUCGAGAAAGUUUCUGAAACUGCGGAGAGGGUUAACGUUUUUGAGUCGACAGACCUUCCAGAUGAAAAAGAGGCGGAGUUCCUUAAAUCCCUUGGGUGGGACGAAAACAAUACUGAGGUAGAAGCCCUCACAGACGAGGAGAUCAGAGCCUUCUAUGAACAGCACAAGGAGGUGAAGCCAUCACUGAUGCAAACGCUGCCUAUCAUUAAAGAGGCAACUGAGGACGCAACUCCCAACUCGUGAUCCGAUUUUGAAGAUAGUUUUCUCAUUUCUCUUUCCUUUUUCUUUUUAGUUUUAUUACUUGGUGGAGUGGACAAGAAGGUGGGGGAGGCUUCAGCUGCACUUUUGAGUGUUGUUCUACUUCAGAUAAGCUACAAAAUGAGUUUUUGUACAUCUGUUGGUCUGAAGAUAGAAAGAGCUUUUGUUUUGCUAUAGCUUCCUUAGGUUUCUAAUGUUUGAUAUGAUGAGGGGAAGGUCAUAAAACU